CCCCGCCUUCCCCGCAGCGCGGCGUCAGGUGCCGCGGAGCGCCCAGCGCGCCUGGAGCCGGAGCCGGAGCCGCGCUCGCCGCUGGCCGAGUGAGAAGAUGGCGGAGCCGGGGGCUGCGCGUACCUCCCCCCCCCCGCAGCUGCGGGCGCCAGUGGUCGAUGGAUUUCUGAAAACUGACGAAAGGCAAAGAUUAGCAAAAGAAAGAAGAGAAGAAAGAGAAAAAUAUCUAGCUGCCAGAGAGCAGCAGAUUUUGGAGAAGGAGAGAAGAGCAAAACUUCAGUAUGAAAAGCAAAUUGAAGAACGAUGGAGAAAACUGGAGGAACAGAGACAGAGAGAGGAGCAAAAGAGAGCAGCUGUUGAAGAGAAGAGGAAACAGAAGCUCAGAGAAGAGGAGGAACGUUUAGAAGCCAUGAUGCGUCGUUCAUUAGAACGUAGUCAGCAGCUGGAACAGAAACAGAAGCGAUGGUCAUGGGGAGGAGCACUGGCUGCAGGCUCAGGAGGGAGAGAUGGUGAAUCAGAAAAUACCCCACCCCCUCUCCUAGGUUUAGCUGCCAACACCCUUCCUCCAGACCCUGUGACCGCUACUGCUGCUGCUGAUUCCUACAAUGCAUGUGACAAACUUUCAGCUUCUACAAUGAAUCUGCCAAAGCAAAUGGAGUCACCAAUCAGUAAGCGUCUCUCCUCCUCCACAGCGGCAAUAACAUAUUCCCCUGACAGAGCUCACCGCAUGCACCUUAGUCCAGUGGAAAACUUUAUUGUUUCUCGACUGCUGACUCCCACACAGUCGUCUUUAGCCAGAAGCAGAAGUACAUUAAUGCUUUCUGAGCAAUACAAUGAUUCAGUAUUCCAUAUCUGUCCUCGUGUAGCACCAGCUAGUCCUCUUAAAUCUCCCUACAAGCCUUCCCCCAUCCGAAGUGCAGAAAGGAAGAAGGCAGCAUCAGCUUCCACUUCUGAUACCAUGAAAGGGGCAACUGCAGCUGAAGUUACACAGACUGAAAAGAUAAAGAGAGAGAAGCGACCCACAACACCUGUUUCAUCAUCUGGCGUGGGAUCCCCACUGAGAAGAUCUGAUUCUCCUGCAAGCAUGUCUAAAAGAUCUGCAUCACCUGCACCACCGAAGACAGUUACAAAGACGUAUAUACAGUCUCCUAAAAAUGUUAAACAAUAUCCUGCAUCUCCUGUGAAGCACCGUGUCACCUCUAAUCUCAACCAGGAGACUCCUAAAAAGAAAGCAGACAAGGAGAAAGAGAACACCAUUAGCCACAAACGCCAGCUAUCUUCCACUGAGGAGGAGGUGGGCCAAGCAGUUGCUGAGAAACAUGUGCCUUCUGCAGGAAAGACUGAAAGCGGUGAAGGGAAGCUCACAGCAGGAACUACUGAUGCAGAAGAAGCUACAAAAAUUCUGGCAGAGAAAAGACGGCAGGCUCGUCUGCUGAAAGAACAAGAAGAACAGGAGAGACAGGAGAGAGAAGAGCGGGAAAGGUACUUGCUAGAGGAGCUGAAAAAAAAGGCAGAAGAAGAAAGAAUUCGCCUAGAAGAAGAAGCUCUUAAGAGAGAGGAGGAAAGAAGGCGUGAAGAGGAAGAGGCUAGGAGAAAAGUAGAAGAGGAUGCCAGAAGGAGAGCUGAGGAAGAAAAAAUGCUAAAGGAAAAGCAAGAAGAACUACUGCAGGCCAAGCUUGAAAAACAGAGAGAAGAAGCUGAAGCAAAGGCCCGAGAGGCAGCUGAACACAUGCGGCUGGAAAGGGAACAAAUCAUGCAGCAGAUUGAGCAAGAAAGACUGGAGAGAAGAAGGUAGAGAAUAGAUGAAAUAAUGAAGAGAACAAGAAAGAGCGAAACACCAGAAGUAAAGAAGGAUGAGCCAAAACUGGAAAUACCAUCCACUUUGACUGUGGAAAAGCAACCAAAAACUCUUGUUCUCAGUCAAACAGAAAUCAAUGGACUGACAGCCUGCCAGGAGAGUAAAGGCUUAGGAUAUGCUGCCGCUGAAACACUGUCUCGAGAUAUAUUUUCUAAUGGACUUAAAUCAGUUACGGGGCUUAUUCAGCUGGAUGCCAUUGAUGGGAAAUCUAACAGCAUGGAUGAUUCAACAGAUGAGGUUCAGUCUAUGGAUGUGAGUCCUGUUUCAAAAGAAGAACUUGUCUCUAUCCCAGAAUUUUCACCCAUGAAUGAACUCAUUCCCGGUGUUUCUAUGGACCAAAAUGGAACAAGUAAUGCCAAGGCUCUUGAAGAUCUCUUGGAUUUCACAGGACAGGCCACUUACUCCAAGAUAUCCAGUGAAAACAUUAGCAUGGAUGAUUGUAACAAAAACUUGAUUGAUGGAUUUAACAGUCCUGGGCAGGAGAAUACACUUAACUCCAUCUGUUGACAACCACACAACUCUGUUGUACAGAUGAAGAGAAAGUAUUUGUGGAGGAUAUACGUCCUGUCAUGCUGCUGGCAGUAAAAUAUGAGCUUGUCAUCUGAAAGAGCUUCUGCAGUCUUUGAACACUGGAUUUCACAUAAUCAGAGCUGAAUAUAACUUAGUCUUCCCAAGUGGUAUGUUGAAUAACUGGCUGUUCUUGGUAGAUGCCAAGAAUCUAUAGCUUUGAAUGGUUUCAGGGAAGAUUCAUUGUUCUUUAGAAUUUGGGCUUCAUCUACUAAUAAAGCUCUUACUACUUUUUUUAAAUUUAAAUUUCAUCUGAAUACUUCACUGUGAUUUUUACCCUGUGUUUUAUUUUAAAAUCAUUCUUCCUUUAGUUUUAUCAUACAAGUACUUUGUCAUUUUUUGUAAAUACUAUAGAUUACCCACAGUGCAUUGAAAUUAAAUAAUGUACUGUACUUUAGCUCUGUGCCUAUUUUUUAAAUGGGAAAAAUAUUGACUAGUCUCAGCAACUCUUUUUGCAGGUGUACAAUUGCAAAACUAAACUGAGGAAGCAUGAAAACAAAUAAUUAUUCAACUUCUGGAAUCAAAGGAUCCUCCUUACAGACUGUGGAGGGUUAGAUUUAUCCCCCGCUACAAUGCAUCACAC
Messenger RNA from Dermochelys coriacea (leatherback sea turtle), 3008 nucleotides. It is a transcript of the gene MAP7D2, whose product is annotated as MAP7 domain containing 2. The record is from RefSeq and is a predicted model, not a curated record. Gene Ontology annotation, biological process: microtubule cytoskeleton organization. NCBI's taxonomy places the organism in Eukaryota, Metazoa, Chordata, Testudines, Dermochelyidae. The transcript has 18 exons. Gene Ontology annotation, cellular component: microtubule cytoskeleton.